AUGGAGGAAAUCGCAAAGAAGUACGAUGUCAUUGUGCUCGGCACUGGCCUGACCGAGUGCAUUCUGUCAGGUGUCCUGAGUGUCAAGGGCAAGAAGGUCCUGCACAUUGACCGCAACGACCACUACGGAGGUGAGGCUGCUUCCGUGAACCUCGAAACGCUCUUCAGGAAAUAUGGCAACUUCAACAAAGGCGAGGAGCCAUGGAAGAAGUACGGGCGACUGAACGACUGGAACAUCGACCUUGUUCCCAAGUUCCUUAUGUCUUCAGGCGAGCUCACCAACAUUCUGGUGUCCACCGAUGUUACCCGUUAUCUCGAAUUUAAGCAGGUUGCUGGUAGCUACGUCCAGCAGGGUGCCAGCAACAAGGCCACCGUUGCCAAAGUCCCUUCGGACGCUGGCGAGGCUCUUAAGUCCCCUCUUAUGGGUAUCUUCGAGAAGCGCCGCAUGAAGUCUUUCAUCGAGUGGGUUGGAAACUUCAACAUCAACGACCCCGCCACUCACAAGGGACUGGAUAUCCACAACUCCACCAUGAAGGAUGUGUACGACAAGUUCGGCCUCGAGGCUGGCACCAAAGACUUUAUCGGCCACGCCAUGGCUCUGUACCUCUCUGACGAGUAUAUCACCGCUAAGGGCAAGGCACCCGAGGCGAUUGAGAGAAUUCGCCUGUACGGAAACUCCGUGGCUCGCUAUGGCAAGUCCCCUUACAUCUACCCUCUCUACGGCUUGGGAGAGUUGCCUCAGGGAUUCGCCCGUCUAUCUGCUAUCUACGGAGGCACUUACAUGCUCAACACCAACGUUGACGAGGUUAUUUACGAGGGCGGCAAGGCAGCUGGUAUCAAGGCCACCAUGACCGGAGUUGAGGAGUUCAAGUUCGAGACGAGCGCCGACCUGAUCCUGGCCGACCCCUCCUACUUCCCCGACAAGGCCCAGAUCGUUGGACACGUCCUUCGUGCCAUCUGCAUUCUCAAGCACCCUCUGGCCGGCACCAACGACAGUGACUCUGCCCAGCUCAUUAUUCCCCAAUCUCAGGUCGGCCGAAAGAAUGACAUCUACAUUGCUACUGUUUCUUCCGCCCACAACGUCUGCCCCAAGGGCUACUGGAUUGCCAUUGUCUCGACCAUUGCCGAGACAUCUGCCAACCACCACCUUGGGCUCCAGCCCGGUCUUGACCGCCUGGGCGCAAUUGAGGAGCAGUUCUUGGGCGCACCCAUCCCCAUCUACUCACCUCUCGGAUCAGGCAAGGACGACAACAUCUUCCUCUCAAAGAGCUACGAUGCCACCAGCCACUUUGAGACCACAACGGACGAUGUCAAGGAUAUCUUCCAGCGCGCCACCGGCGAGGAGCUGAAGGUUGAGGGCCUGAGAGAGGGUAUCACCGUGGCCGAGGAGUAA
Molecule: messenger RNA, 1392 nt
Organism: Clonostachys solani
Lineage: Eukaryota; Fungi; Ascomycota; Sordariomycetes; Hypocreales; Bionectriaceae
Source: the annotation of a GenBank genome assembly